GUGAAAUUUUGUUGCUUUUUUGGAGAAGAUGCUGUGUGCUUGUUCAGGUGAGCAAUUCAAAUUUGAUGAGCCACCACCAGAGUCUCCUGAGUCAUUGGCCACAAGGGAUUUUUCAGCUAGUGGUAUUUCUUCAAGAAAUGGAACAGUAGAUUGGGAUUCAAAGCUUGAUGAUGCACAAGUUGAUGAAGUUGAAUCAACUUUAAAAGAGGCACUUUCCUUGAACUAUGAGGAAGCAAGAGCUUUGUUGGGGAGGCUAGAAUAUCAAAGAGGGAAUUUUGAUGCUGCCCUUCAAGUGUUUCAAGGAAUAGAUAUUAGAACCCUGUCAUCGAGAAUGUCUAAAGCCAUUUCUGAGAGAACGAGGCCCUUAAAACCGCGUUCCAAAGGUGAUAUCGUGCCUGCUGGUGUAAUGUCACUGCAUUCUGUGAGUUUACUUCUUGAAGCAAUUUUGCUUAAAGCAAAAUCCUUAGAAGAGCUCAGCCGAAUCAAAGAUGCUGCUAAGGAGUGCAAGAUGAUACUGGAUGUUGUCGAUUCAGCAUUACCAAAUGGAAUACCAGAUGGAAUUUCUGAAGACUGCAAGUUAUUGGAGAUGUUUCAUAAAGCACUCGAGUUACUUCCGAAGUUAUGGAUACAAGCAGGAUAUUUGGAUGAAGCUGUGCUUGCAUAUCGAAGGGCGCUAAUCAAGCCAUGGAAUUUGGAUUCCCAAAGAUUGGCCUGUAUACAAAAAGACUUAGCCACCACUUUACUCUUUGGAGGCGUUGAAGUUGAGGUUCCUGCUCAAUUUCAAGUGUGGGGUUCAACAGCCCCUAAAAGUAACUUGGAGGAAGCAAUUCUCUUGUUGUUUGUACUCAUGAGCAGAAUGCUAAAUGGUCAAAUAAUAUGGGAUUCUGAAGUCAUGAGCCAUUUGACAUUCGCGCUGACAAUUUCUAACAACUUUGAGUCUGUUGCAGAUCAUAUUGAGCAGGUUAUUCCCGGAGUUUAUACCCGAGCAGAGAGGUGGUAUCUACUUGCUCUUUGUUACAGUGCUGCAGGUCAGAAUGAUACGGCAUUGAACCUUGUCAAGAAAAUUUCUGGAUGUUCGGAAGCCAACCAAGAACCUUAUAUUCCAUCUCUCUUGUUGGGAGCAAAGCUGUGUUCUCAGGAUCUGCAGCAAGCUCACGAGGGGAUAAAUUUUGCUCGUCAAGUAAUUAACUCGGCCAAAAAUCAAGACGAACAUUUCCUAGUUCAAGCUCAUAAACUUCUUGGCGUCUGUUAUGGAAAUGCUGCAAGAGUUUCCCUUUCGGAUUUUGAAAGAAAUUUCUGCCAAAGAGAAGCAUUAGCUGCCUUAAACUCAGCUUCAGUUUGCAAGGAGGAUCCAGAAAUUAUGUUUAUUCUUGGAUUAGAAAAUGCCAUCCAAAGAAACUUGACUCCAGCUUUUAAUAAUGUAAUGCGCUACUCAGAAAUGUCGGCUGGAAGUACAGCGAAAGCUUGGAAGUUGUUGGCUUUAGUCGUUUCUGCAGAACAGAGAUUCAAAGAUGCUGAAGCCAUAGUUGAUCUUGCUCUCGAUGAGACUGGACAAAUCGACCAAAUGGAACAUCUCAGAUUAAAAGCUGUCCUUCAAAUAUCUCAACAACAGCCCAAGCAAGCCAUAGAGACAUACAGGAUUCUACUUGCUUUGAUUCAAGCACAAAAGGAGUCCGCGACAAAUGAUGUGGUAACUUCUCAGAGAAGAUUAGAAGUUGAAGCAUGGCUUGAUUUAGCAGGAUUAUAUACAGAUCUUGAGUCGUGGCGUGAUGCUGAAAUAUGUAUAAACAGAGCCAAAGCAAUUCAAUUUUUCUGCCCGCGGAAUUGGCAUGCAACAGGUGUAUUAUUUCAAGCUAAAGCAAGAUAUAAGGAAGCUCUUGUUGCCUUCACAGUUUCUCUAUCAAUAGAACCAGAAUAUAUCCCCAGCAUUGUUUCUACAGCUAAAGUCCUUAUGAAGAUGAGUAACGACGUAGCCCCUAUUGCUAGAAGCUUUUUAAUGAAUGCUCUACGAUUAGAACCAACGAACCAUGAAGCGUGGUUUAACCUUGGAAUGCUUGCAAAGAUGGAAGGAUCAGUCCAUCAAGCAGCAGAUUUUUUCCAAGCUGCACACGAGUUAAAGCUUUCUGCACCAGUUCAAAGUUUUAUCUGAUAGUGACUACUAAGUCAAGGCAGAAAAUGAAAACUUGACUUCAGCCAUACAUCCAGUAGCAAUUUGUUAAUAGCGUAGACGUUUGUGACUGAUUUAUGAAGUCUAUCUGGUUCUAUGUACUUCCCAACAUGAACAGGAUAGUACUACCUAUCGAUGUUGAUGAACAACAUCUCCGACAGGCUAAUGGACAUGAUACGGAAGUAGUAUCAGUACUCAUGGUAUUUUGUAUCAGUGUAUAUAACAAUUAGUACAUCUUUUUGCUGGCUUUUGGAGUAAUAUCU
This is a messenger RNA of Solanum verrucosum, 2430 nucleotides long. RefSeq names its product protein NPGR1. Gene Ontology annotation, molecular function: protein binding. NCBI's taxonomy places the organism in Eukaryota, Viridiplantae, Streptophyta, Magnoliopsida, Solanales, Solanaceae. The transcript has 5 exons. The record is from RefSeq and is a predicted model, not a curated record. The coding region runs from base 29 to 2149 and encodes 706 amino acids.